AUGAAAAAGAAACUUAUUCGCCAAUAUAUUAGUUUUAUUCUUUAUUGUCAUAGAAAAACAGUCAAUCGAACGUUAUCAGAAACAAAUAAAUGCAAGAAAGUCGAUGAACAAGGCAUGGCGCUUCGAUUUCAUCGUAAACGAGAACGCCGAAAUGCUCUCUCGGAUUUAUCAGCAACAAGUACAAAUUCAAGCACAGCCUAUCAUCAACAUCAUAACCAACUAGUUGACCGUAUUCGACAACUUGAAGAAGAAGUCGUAGUACCUGAUUUUAAUCGUCCUCAACGAUCACCGGUCUAUUCACCGUUUACACCAGUGACGCCAUGUUCAAAUAGUAGUUCGUAUGGUUUGUCCACGUAUCCAUCCUCGAUGAAUUUUCCAAUGAAUUUGAUUUCACCAAAUGGACCUGUGCCAACGCAAUCAAAUGGACUAUCGACGAAGAUUCUUGAACGUGCCCAUGAAAUUCCCGAACGAUUUUGGAUUAAUUGGCAAGAAAAACAAAUGCAAAAUCGAAUAGAACAACUCGAAUCUAUCAAAGAUAAAUUAACUAUUUCGAAUGAACCCCAAAAAAAACGAGUAAAUCAAUUACGUCGACAAUGUCAUGUUACUCCUCCUCAAACGGCAUCCUUCACUAGAAUGUCUUCGGCAACUACGGAUAGUGAAGCAUCUUCACCUGUUACAAACAAUCGUAGUUUAUUUAGUUUUGACCAACGAUCCAUCAAUAAAGUCAAUGAAAACAAUCGAAAUCGUCUAAAGACGUCGCUACCGAUGAAACAAAAUUCGCAAUCAACACUUGAUCGUUCUCGUUUAACUAUAUUUCUACCACACUCCUACACACAUUUACCUGAGAAAACAACGAUUGCUAAUAAAAAUGCUCGAUCUAUAACUAAAUCAUCAGCAGAAAAAACAAACGAUAUUAAACAAAAUAGCAUACAAAGAAUUCCAUCUACAAAUAGCGUUGAAGAUAUAGCGCAAAUCGAUACUGAAUUUAAUCUUACAUUACUUGUACGAGAAAAUCGAGAUCAGACAAAUCCAUUACUAUAUUCGAAAAUGAUUCUCAAUCGUACGGUUGAAUUUCAAUCAUUAUCAUCGAAAAAGAAUCCAUCCAAAUAA
Molecule: messenger RNA, 1110 nt
Organism: Rotaria socialis
Lineage: Eukaryota; Metazoa; Rotifera; Eurotatoria; Philodinida; Philodinidae
Source: the annotation of a GenBank genome assembly